AUGGGCGGACCCUACAACGCGACCUACCCUCUCUACAGUACCCUGAACCCGCUGCAGCAGCUACAUUUCAAUGGCAUGGUCCUCCAAAACACCAUGCUACAGGCGCAGCUGAACCAUCUCUCCUCCGCACCGGCCCAGGCCCAGUCCGGGCGCACCGUGCAAGCCUCAAACACCCUCAAUGUCCAGCACAACCUGGACAACGCGACAAUCUCCCUCCUUGGUGGUAUGUGUGUAUCGCCCCCUCCGGCGACCAGUCGCGUUGUCACGGAGGGCAACGAGGAGGCCUGUACGGGUGAGGCGACGGCCCUCAGCCGCGGAGAAGAUGCGCGGUUCAAAAGUUACGAGAACAUCCGGGCAUCUAUGCUGCGCACCGUUCACCCGGAGAUCCGCUCAGAGAAGUUCAAGGCGGCUUCGGCUGCGGAGCGGAUGCAGCGGAGGGUGCGGUUCGAGAGGAGUAGUUCGCGGCAGCAGGUGAUGCGGUUGAAGAACGAGCCUCUCUCGUCGGGGUUGAUUUCGUGGCUGGCCGAGCAGCGUAGUGUUGAGGAAGAAAGAGAUGUGGAUGUGGAUGCUGAGGAGUAG
Messenger RNA from Penicillium daleae, 579 nucleotides. RefSeq lists its product as uncharacterized. Lineage: Eukaryota; Fungi; Ascomycota; Eurotiomycetes; Eurotiales; Aspergillaceae. The record is from RefSeq and is a predicted model, not a curated record. The transcript has a single exon. The coding region runs from base 1 to 579 and encodes 192 amino acids.